AUGAAAUCAGAACUGUCUCCAGAAGCACCAGUUUACAUUCCGCCUCCCCUACGUAAUGUAACCCCGAAAUCUUCUCCUCCCCAAAAAUCCAACUCUGGCUCCAAGGAAGAGGAGGCACAGUGCUCGAGGUAUUCCAGGAAAUCCAUAAGAUCAUUUAGCCUUUCACCAAACAGUCCGAGGCCGAUUUUGGGCAACAAGCUGCCUUUUCCCAGGCCGAUUCUGGGUAAAAGAGAUGACCCGGAAAGGGACGAAGCUGUGGAGUACAUAGGCAGAGAGUUCAGGAGGAGUUUUUCGAGGAUGCGGCAAUCAGGCCAAAGCCUCUUGCGACGGAGACCCAUCAAACCUAACAAGAGGGAUCUUGUUGACAUGGGUACCUGGGGUGAUGAGGAUAGUCCCAUCAGGUCGUACAUACGCUCUGAUGCCUCACCAAUUGGGUUGGCCUCCAGAAAGCAGAGUUUUCCAAAAAAUACCACCGGACUACGUAACUGUGUGCAGUGUAAGCAGAUGUUCGGCCCAUAUUUUCAAGGAAGAGCAUGUGGUGAAGCUUGCCUGGUCAGUAAUGGCCAAAUAACUCCGGAUUGCAACAAUCCUGGAACGCUGGGAAAUUUUUUGAAGCGCCUCUACUGAUCGUUACAAAACAAUUGUCAUUACCUAUGUUAAA
This is a messenger RNA of Phaedon cochleariae (mustard beetle), 661 nucleotides long. Lineage: Eukaryota; Metazoa; Arthropoda; Insecta; Coleoptera; Chrysomelidae. The record is from the annotation of a GenBank genome assembly.